AUGAUUUUAUUCAAUUUAAUAAUUAUUUGUUUUGAAGAAAAUAAUUGUAUGAUGAAUGGAGGAGAAAAUAAUAAAGGGAAGGAAAUCGAAUCCUCAAAUGGAGGAACGGAAAAUGAAAUAGGAGGAUCGAGUGAACAAUCAAGCGAUCAUACAAAAAUUGGUACUUUGUUCAUAAACCACCCCCACCCCUUCUAA
Meloidogyne enterolobii is the source of this 195-nucleotide messenger RNA. The record is from the annotation of a GenBank genome assembly. NCBI's taxonomy places the organism in Eukaryota, Metazoa, Nematoda, Chromadorea, Rhabditida, Meloidogynidae.